Fragaria vesca subsp. vesca is the source of this 1055-nucleotide messenger RNA. RefSeq names its product cytochrome c-type biogenesis protein CcmE-like. The transcript has a single exon. Gene Ontology annotation, biological process: protein-heme linkage; cytochrome complex assembly. The record is from RefSeq and is a predicted model, not a curated record. Gene Ontology annotation, molecular function: heme binding. Bases 1 to 825 code for a protein of 274 amino acids. Gene Ontology annotation, cellular component: plasma membrane. Lineage: Eukaryota; Viridiplantae; Streptophyta; Magnoliopsida; Rosales; Rosaceae.
AUGGCCACGCGCCUCGCUCUCCGCCUCAAAUCCCACCUCCUCCGCCGCGCAACCGCUCUCCCCUCUUCCCUCCUCCACCGCCGUCCCUACACCAAAUCCUCGCCGUUGAUCUUCUCCUCACUCUCUCAUGCCCAUCCACAGCCGCUCCCGCUUCCUCUCCGAUCCUUCACGCUCCGCUUCCUCUCCACCGCCUCCCGCCGCGGCCCGGCCCGGCCCAAGCCCGUCGACAUCGGGGCCCGGGCCCGCCAGCUCCAGGCCCGCCGCCUCUGGACCUACGCCCUCACCUUCAGCUGCAUCGCCGGCUUCAUCGUCAUCGUCCUCAACAGCUUCCAGGACCAGCUCGUCUUCUACGUCACCCCCACCGACGCGCUCGAAAAGUACGCCACAAACCCUAGCAAGAGCAAGUUCCGCCUCGGCGGCCUCGUCCUCGAAGGCAGCGUCGUCCAGCCGGCCUCGUCGCCGGAGAUGGAGUUCGUCAUCACCGAUCUGAUGACCGAUAUCCUGGUCCGGUACAAAGGCUCGUUGCCGGAUUUGUUCCGGGAGGGGCACUCCGUCGUGGUGGAGGGGUUUGUGAAGCCUUUUACCGACGAAAUUCGCAGGGAGGUGUCGACGAAAAGCGUCUCCGGGAAGGCCAGGACGGGAGAUUGUUAUUUUUCGGCGACUGAGGUUUUGGCCAAGCACGAUGAGAAGUAUAUGCCCGGGGAAGUUGCGGCGGCUCUCGAGAAGAAUAAGAAGAAGCUUGCGGAGGAGGCAAAGGCCGGUGGUGAAGGUGGAGCAGAAUCGGAGACCAAUGCCGGUGGUGGAGCACUAGUUAAGAGCUCUUAGAUUGGGGUAUGAGUUUAAAUUUGGUGAUAUUUCAUUUUUGUGUAGCAUAUAUAGGUUGAUUGGCGAAAAGGGUUAUUAUACUUGGAUAGUUGGAAAAUUGAGUUAAUGAUUAACUUUUAGGUUGAGGUAAUAGGCAUUGGAGUUGAGGAAGAGAGAUAACAUUUUGGAAGUUUCGAGUCUUUAAAUGUUCCAGUUUUGUUGUUGUAGCAUGUUAUCAUUGCUGAAUUCUA